AUGGAGGCCGCAUCAGCCAGAGCUGCGGCCCGCGAUCGCUGGGGCGAGAUGGGCUCACCCACACCAUCGCAACUGCAGCGAUUCAUCCAGGCCGCCUGCAGCCCCGAGAACUACGAGCCAAAUCUCGCUCUGAACCUCGAGAUCUCCGAUCUGAUCAAUUCCAAGAAGGGCUCUGCUCCGCGCGAGGCCGCUGUCGCUAUUGUCAGCUAUAUCAACCACCGCAACCCCAACGUGGCCCUCUUGGCAAUUAAUCUGCUCGACAUCUGCGUCAAGAACUGCGGCUACCCCUUCCACCUGCAGAUCAGCACGAAAGAGUUUCUUAAUGAACUCGUCAGGAGAUUCCCCGAACGACCCCCGAUACGGGCAACGCGGGUACAAAUGAAGAUCCUUGAGGCGAUCGAGGAGUGGAGGAGUACGAUAUGCGAAACGAGCAGAUACAAGGAGGAUCUGGGCUUCAUCAGGGACAUGCAUCGUCUUUUGAGCUACAAGGGCUACUCGUUUCCUGAGGUUAGGCGAGAUGAUGCCGCGGUCCUCAACCCUAGUGAUAAUCUGAAAUCAGCCGAGGAGAUGGAGGAGGAGGAGCGCGAGGCUCAAUCGGCCAAGCUUCAAGAGCUCAUCCGCCGAGGUACCCCCGAGGACCUGCAGGAGGCGAACCGUCUGAUGAAGAUCAUGGCUGGUUACGAUACUCGGUCCAAAACGGACUACCGCGCAAAGGCUGCUCAAGAGGUUGCAAAGAUUCAAGCUAAGGCGCGGCUGCUGGAGGAGAGACUCGAGGCGUUCCAGCAGGGCGACACGAUGAAGGACGGAGAUGUGUUUUCCGAGCUCGCUGCUGCCUUGCAGAGUGCGCAGCCCAAGAUCCAGAAGAUGUGUGAGGAGGAGUCGGACGACCACGAGGCUGUUGCAAAGCUGCUCGAGAUCAACGACAGCAUACAUCGGACCGUCGAGCGGUACAAGCUCAUGAAGAAGGGUGACCUGGAGGCUGCGCAGAAGGUAGCUAGCGGGGCGCCGUUGCCUUCAACUUCUGGCGCUUCCAAGAGCGCGGCGCAGGAGCUGUCUUUGAUCGACUUUGACGGAGAGGCCGACACGACGAACGGCUCAUCUUCUGAGCAACCUGCUUCGCAGUCUACCGGUAUCGAAAACGACCUGCUCGGCCUUUCUAUGGGCGACUCGGCAAGCUACGGCCAAGGAGGGGCUCUGACGCUUGGAUUUGGUACAAAUCAAAACAUCCCAGGCCCCGCCCUGCUCUCUUCCGUCACGGAGAACAACAGCGCAAAGGGUCCUAUGAGCAACACGGCGACACCCCAAGCGCCGUCAUUUUCCCAAUUUGCAUCAUUCACAUCCCCUUCAGCAUCACAGUCUGGAACCCCUCAGCCAUCCGGAAUGUCCGCAUUCAGGCCUCCUCAACAGCAGACCUCGGCCUCAAACGACCCCUUUGCCGCCCUAAGCUCGCCCGUCUUUUCCUCCAAGCCUGCCACUCCCGCUCCCCCACCCGCGGCGGCUGCGCCACCCGCAGCAGGUACAAAUGAUGACGAUGAAUGGUCUUUCUCAUCAGCUCUGCCCCCUCCUGAGACACCUAGCCAGCCAAAAGAGCACAAAGCGACCGUAAGCGACUCCAUCGUCAAGAUCGAGAUGAUUGCCGGCAGAACUGGGACCGGCAACGCUCUGAACCUGAGUUUCGCCUUCUCGAAUACUUCUGCACUGCCUGUCACCGAGCUUCACUAUCAGCUCGCUGCUACAAAAGGAUACGAACUCGGUCUCAGACCCCAGACAGGCCGGUCGUUGGCCCCAAAACAGAGCAGAGGUGUAACACAGUUCGUAGAAGUAUGGCAUGCCGGAGACAAAAAUCGUAAGGUUCAGUCUCUCAAGCUGCGGUGGAGAAUCUCAUACAAGGUUGGAGCGGAGUCGAAGAACGAAAUGGGUGAGAUUCCCGAGUUCAGCAUCGCGUGA
Molecule: messenger RNA, 1947 nt
Organism: Colletotrichum higginsianum IMI 349063
Lineage: Eukaryota; Fungi; Ascomycota; Sordariomycetes; Glomerellales; Glomerellaceae
Product: VHS domain-containing protein
Exons: 4
Coding region: 1-1947 (648 amino acids)
Biological process (GO): protein transport to vacuole involved in ubiquitin-dependent protein catabolic process via the multivesicular body sorting pathway; Golgi to vacuole transport; Golgi to endosome transport
Cellular component (GO): trans-Golgi network
Molecular function (GO): ubiquitin binding; phosphatidylinositol binding
Source: RefSeq, a predicted model, not a curated record